Molecule: messenger RNA, 291 nt
Organism: Staurois parvus
Lineage: Eukaryota; Metazoa; Chordata; Amphibia; Anura; Ranidae
Source: the annotation of a GenBank genome assembly
UCAUGCUGCUGCCAGGUCCAGAGAGUGUCUCAUGGGUCCCUGUACGGCCUCCCAUUGCUGCUGUCUCCAUCGCCACACUCUGCCAUGUGCCACUUUCAGGUCUCCUCACACUGCUGGUGGGUUCCAUUUUGUCAUAGGGUGCUGGCAGAUUACGGGCCUCCCAUUGCUGCUGCCAGGCCCGUAAUCUGCCAUGGGCCCCCGUACCGCCUCCUCAUGCUGCUGCCAGGUCCAGAGUGUCUCAUGGGUCCCUGUACGGCCUCCCAUUGCUGCUGUCUCCAUCGCCACACUCUG